Mytilus trossulus (common blue mussel) is the source of this 3459-nucleotide messenger RNA. Its product is annotated as Golgi SNAP receptor complex member 1-like. Gene Ontology annotation, molecular function: SNAP receptor activity. Lineage: Eukaryota; Metazoa; Mollusca; Bivalvia; Mytilida; Mytilidae. The transcript has 8 exons. Gene Ontology annotation, biological process: endoplasmic reticulum to Golgi vesicle-mediated transport; vesicle fusion. Gene Ontology annotation, cellular component: SNARE complex; Golgi membrane; Golgi medial cisterna. Bases 38 to 763 code for a protein of 241 amino acids. The record is from RefSeq and is a predicted model, not a curated record.
AACAUAAUUCUCGCGAGAUUACGACACCGUGGAAGUAAUGGCAGAUAUGGGAAACCUAUGGGAAGAUUUACGUAAACAAGCCAGACAGUUAGAGAAUGAGAUUGAUUUGAAGCUGGUAUCCUUCAGUAAACUAGGAACAAAUUAUUCAUCACAUAUUGAUUAUGGAAAUGAGUCAGCUCCCCUUAUUAAUAAAUCUAGUAGUGAGCACAUGUUUGAUACAAUGGCCAUGGAGAUUGAACAGCUGUUAUCAAAGUUACAAGAUGUGAAUGAUAGAAUGUCUGACUACACACAGAAUAUCAGUAUGAGUUCCCCUAGUGCUGCUCUACUCCAUACUUUACAGAGACACAGAGAUAUCCUACAGGAUUACUCUCAUGAGUUCCAUAAAACUAAGGCUAACAUAUCAGCAAUAAGGGAAAGAGAAGAUUUGUUAGGCUCUGUCAGACGAGAUAUUAGUGCUUAUAAAAAUUCCUCUGGUUUGAAUAGAAGAACAGAUAUGUAUUUAAAAGAACAUGAUCACAUACGGAGUUCAGAAAAAAUGAUAGAUGACCAAAUAAGUAUAGCAAUUGCAACAAAAGAAAAUUUACAAUCACAGAGAAAAGUUCUUGGAACAAUCACACAGAAAAUGAAUUCAUUAGCGAAUCGGUUUCCUCUCAUUAACACAUUAAUGCAAAAAAUAAACUUACGGAAAAGAAGAGACACAAUAAUUUUAGCGAGUGUGAUAGCUACUUGUGUUAUAAUCUUACUGUUGUAUGCUUUCCAUUAGUACAAACCUGUUGAUAAUAUGUUUAUUAUAUUUAUAAAUGGUGGUUAUUUUUAACAUAAAACUUUCAUAUUUCUUUCACUGUCAGAUGUGCUGAAAAGUAAAGAAUUCUUCAUGUUUGAUUUAUGUGUGUGACCAAUAUAUUGUUUGAAUUAUAUCAGGCUAAAUGACAAAUGAAAGAAAUAAUUUAGCUGGAAUUAUUUUAAGAAAAUUUAAUAUGUGUAUUGACUUUAUUAUAUUCCAACUUAUUGAACAGUAGAUAUUGUUUGUCAUCUUCAUUCUUUGGCUCUUUGUUUCCUCUAGUUCUAUCCAAUGAAUAACUGGUUUGAAUUCAGUGAUCAUUUCAGAAUGUCAUUUACAUCUAUAAUCGUUGCUCAUAUCCCAUUUUUUAAUUCCUAUGAUUUUUCAUAACAAAAAUGGUCAUUGCCAUGGAGGGGUGAAGUUUGUAUAUUGAAUCCAGAUUGAGGCUGUUGAGGGUGUGAAUUCGUGAAUGGCUCAAAAGUGUUUUUCUUGUUGAAAAAAAUGUGUUUACCAUGAAAUAAAGGUUGAGAUUGUGAACAUAUAAGUGUUGGAUUUAACCAUUGAAUUUGAAUCUAAAGGUUUAUAUUAAACCUUUAAGUAAAUCCCUGUUUAACGAAAUUAUAUAUUACAUUAUAUUGAUAGUUUCUGUCAUGAUUGAAUUGUGUGUCCUGAAUGACUCAAUUUGAUGACACACAUAGUUUUCUAGACAUACCUCAUACAUAUCUUGUGGACAUUCUCACACUUGCUAUUAUGUAUCAAGGAUUUUUCUCAAUAUAAAAUAGAGCGUAUGUACCUCUAGGCCAUACUUAAAAAUAUUUUGGUUUGCCCAAACCCUACCCAAAGGUUGAGACAGUGGGUAGGUAGGAAGGCAUUUUCUUUUUUUUUUCUUCAAAAAAUGAAAUUAAAGUAUCAUAUGUUUAUUAGUCUUCAUGCCUAUUUGAUUAAAAAAAACUUCUUCAAAUCAGGACAAUAAAAGAAUUUGAGUAGGCAGCUUUUUUCUGGGUAGGUAGCGUUUGGGCAAACAAACCUAUUAUUUAUUAUGGCCCUAUUUAUAAUGUAGUUGUACAAAUGAAUCUAGAUUGUAUGUACCAGUAUUUAUAAUGUAGAUGUACAAAUGUAUCUAGAUGAUAUUUAUUCAUUACUGAGUUUUAUUAGUAUUAAAAGUGCUUUGAUUUAAAACUUAUUACAGUACUAAUAAUUAUGGUGAUCUAGUGUAUUGGUGUAAAUGAAUACAUGCGAACAUGGUGAUUGCUUGGAGUUGAAUGUUAGUUGUGGAUAAUUUUUUUUAUAAAUGGCAUAAUAUAGCUAAGAAGUGUAUUAACUGAUACAUUUUAAAUCUGAGUUAACAAGAAUGGAACUAUGUGAUAAUAUAGAUAAUUAGCUUAUUGAUGAGUAUAAUAAAUAUAGGAUUUCAAAAUAGUGUUACAGGAAACCUAGGUGUGUUUUGCUUAGUCAAAUUUUCUUGUACAGUUCAGUGAGCAAAGCAAAAAAACAUGAUGCCUGAUUCAUGAUGCCUGAUGUCUAAUAGAAAUUGAAUUUAAAAUUUGAAAUUAAUUCUUUUAACACAGGAUACUGGCUGAAUGAAAGAAGGUUUGAUAUGAUGAAAAAUACUAAGAUGACCUCAUACACAAUUCACCAGUUACUGAAGCAAUAUCAUAAUUAAAUUUUGUUCUAAUUUAGGAUGUAUAUUCUGUGUUAAAGAGAGUAAAGUUUGAGUGUAGUGUAUGUUUUUUAAUCUAGUUGGAGUAGUGUUGAAACUUUUUAUUCUCUGAACAUUCCAUUCUGAAAUGUUGUUAUUCUGUUUUUAUUUUCACAUGAUCAAAAUUCACAGUUCAUCUAGAAUUUAAGAAUAUAUUGUUAUCAUUUGUUAGUAUGGGUUUGAUUUUUGAAUUUUCAGCCAGAUGUAAUGGUUGAGAUCGAUUAUUGUCAUUUUUUUUGGUCUUUAAAUAUUCAAAUUGGAAUCUUGUUUUGUAUAUAUGCAUUUGUGUAAUGAUAGACAUUAAUCUUCAUAUAUGGUGAAAUAAAAAUGACAAGAAAAUUAAGCACAACACAAUAUAUUCAAUAAUAAACAUUGACAUUGUUCUAUUACAAAAUGAAUAUGGGAUUUCUUUAUGUUCAAUAAAAAUUUAUGAAAGCCAUGUUCAAUUUUAACCUAAAGGAUUAUUUUAUCAAAUCUGAGAAUAAUAGGAACUAGAUCAAUUGAAACAGUUGAAAUGUUUUGAUUUGAUUUUUGAAUCUACAAUGGAACAUUCCUCUUUAUGCUUUUUCAGGAAACCAUAGUGCUAUUUUACUCAUACCAAGUUGUCUUUUAACUGUAAAGUUCAGGCCCAAAUAUGUGUUGCCCUUUAAUGUGGAUUAUUUGUAUUUUCUAAUUUUGGAGCAAAACACCAAAAAGGUUCAACGAAAUGGCCUUCUUUAACUUGAUUUUGUCACUUUUAUAACAGCCUCUAAAAUUUGUUUUAUAAAAGAAGUUUAUGCUGUAAGUUUGGAUUUGUCAAAAUUACACUAAAGCCAAUCAUAUAGUUUAAUACAUAUUCAUCAUAUAUUUGUCAUUGUUAUGAAUGUAAAGAUAGAGAUGAAAAACUGUGAUAGUUAUUUAUGUUCUGGUUAUAUUGAACUCUGACUGUUUAUAGUUGUUACUGUUAUAAAGAGGUAGUAUUUAUAUAAUUCUUUUUGUU